Molecule: messenger RNA, 393 nt
Organism: Periconia digitata
Lineage: Eukaryota; Fungi; Ascomycota; Dothideomycetes; Pleosporales; Periconiaceae
Source: the annotation of a GenBank genome assembly
GCUCCUCUCAGUGGUAGUCCGUUCAUGCACGCCGUGUAUGGUGAUACCUGCAACACACCGCUCGUCAGCUUGACAAGUGGGAGUAUCAUGAUUGGAAGGAAGGGAUCCGAAUCGGUGUGGGCAGAUGCCAACCAUAAUGGUUUCGCCGAAGGUCUCGUUUGAAUAUGGCAAAGGGGUUGUCAAGCCAGGGUGCAAAACAGUGGAAGCAUUCGGAACGUCAGAAUACUUCGAGCAUGGUGCCUCUGCUCCUGUGAUGUACUGGCAAUCUCGAGCGAAUACAUGGAACCGCAGCCACCGCUGAUAUCUUGAACCUGUGUAACGUACUUGGUCAGAACUGGAUCUCAUUAUACUAACCCGCUGCGUAAAAAUGACCGGAAAAUCUCUCAUAAACGG